AUGCGCAAACAUGCUAAAGAAGAAAAGAAGUGGGAAGCACAUAACAAUCAAGUUAUUUUAGUAGUGGGUAUGCUCGAUCAAUCAAGCGAACACCACAGUGGUUCACAAUCCGGCCAUGGCCUAAAUGGGCGUAGACACUCUCAAGGGCAAUAUAGAAUGCAACCCCAUUUGUUCAGUAAAAUCAUACAUGAUGUUUGCAAUUAUGACUCAUACUUAGUUCAGAAGUACGAUGUUGUUGGGGUUUCGAGUCUUCUUCUAGAGCAAAAACUUACAACUUCCUUACGGAUGCUUACGUAUGGCACAUUUGCAGACCAGGUGGAUGAGAUUGCUAGGAUAGGGAAAUCCACUAUCCUAGAGUGCUUAGUUAAAUUCUGUGAUACAAUCGAAACUCUGUACAUGAGGGACUAUCUCUGCAAGCCUACGCCUAGGGACUUCCAAAGACUUAUGCAAAAAGCCAAGGUUUGA
This is a messenger RNA of Prunus armeniaca (apricot), 465 nucleotides long. The record is from the annotation of a GenBank genome assembly. NCBI's taxonomy places the organism in Eukaryota, Viridiplantae, Streptophyta, Magnoliopsida, Rosales, Rosaceae.